Molecule: messenger RNA, 1977 nt
Organism: Saccostrea cuccullata (small rock oyster)
Lineage: Eukaryota; Metazoa; Mollusca; Bivalvia; Ostreida; Ostreidae
Exons: 2
Coding region: 78-1766 (562 amino acids)
Biological process (GO): protein monoubiquitination
Molecular function (GO): ubiquitin protein ligase activity; zinc ion binding
Source: RefSeq, a predicted model, not a curated record
AUCAUACCAACCGGCUGCCAUGUUUUUAGAGACAAAUUUUAACAGGUUCAAAAACUCCAAUAAGCGAUUAGAGCGCCAUGGCAACAUCAUCAGAUCCCUAUGACAGGGCACAAGAUGUAAAACGCUGUCAACUUUGCCCUUGGAAAGACAGAAAGUCGGCUGCUGAAACUGUCUGUAAAACAUGUCAAGUCGAUCUCUGUAAGGACUGCGUAGGUCACCAUAUGAUCUCAAAUCCCACCAUUAGACAUGAUGUCGUUACCUAUGAGUUCAAAAAAUCUGAAGUCAUCCCGCCACAAUGUAGUGUCCAUAAUGAAAAUCAAUGUGAAAUGUUUUGUGAAGAAUGUGAAUUCCCAAUAUGUAAAAAAUGUCUAGCCUCUGGAUCACAUGAAAAUCACAGUGUGCCCCAUAUAGCUGAAAUUUGUAGCUCUAGGCAUCAACUUAUCAGAAAAGACUUAAAUGAACUUGAAACUAUAAUUGCACCUCUUUAUGAAUCGAUACUUUCUGAAAUGAAAGAGAUGUUAACAAGCAUUAAACAGAAACAUGAAGAAAGAAAAAGAGCCAUUGAUGAAAUUGGUCAAACAUGGCACAAGCUAGUAGACAAAGUUAUUAAAAAAUAUCAGAGUGAUGCAACAAAAAUUGAAAGAGAUGAUGUUAAUGAAAUUAAGACCCUGGAAUCAGAUUUCAAGAAAUGCUUCUUAUCAAUUCAUUUGAAAAUGAAUGAAAACAAAUCCGUCCUUGCCUCGAAUGAUCCAUCUAAACUUGUCAAUUACACUUCACAAAAUGAAAGUUUCAGAACUAUUCCUUUCAGAUUUAAACUUACAGUGCCAGAUUUCACUCCCAAUGAACUUACAGAGCAAGCAUUCUGUCAGAUAAUUGGAUACAUUCCAGAAACAAAGAAAACCAACAUUCAUGGACAAGUCCUACAAGCUUCCAAAUCCAAGUCCAGAUCAGAAAAAGCUGUUAAGAAGUUUCUUGAUUUACCACUUACAAUUGGAGAUAUAAAUACUGAUGAAAAAAUUUCUCAUGUAGCUUGUAUUCCUCACACAGAUCACUUCUUUGUCAGUGGCCUCAGUGGAAUCAUAAAAGAGAUGAACAAAGUGGGGGAAGUGCUGAAGAUCGCAAAGAAUAUUGACCCGCAUGCUUUGACAGUCACCAGAGAGGGACAUCUAGUGUAUAUUGAAAAGAUGACGAAUGAAAUUAACAUGCUGGUGGGUGAUAAGACAAAAUGUCUCCUCAAAGUAAAGGACUGGAUGCCAAAUGCUAUCUGCAGCACCUCUACUGAUGACCUCUUGGUACUUAUGACAUCGAAAUUUUCCGAUAUGUUAACAUCAGUCUCCAGAAAAGUUGUCCGUUAUGCUGGUUCUACGGUCACACAAGAAAUUGAAAUAAGUGAUUUAUCACUAGUAGACAUUUCAUUUUUUUUAUUUUUUGUGCCCCAUAUUGAUGAAAACAAGAACCUUGACAUUGUACUGAAUGAGCCAGAUUCAGUUUUAGUGUUGAGCAAUGAAGGACAUUUUAAGUUCAACUACAGCGGAAUGAAAUACAAAAACUUUACUCCACGUGGUAUUACCACAGAUAGAAUGUGUCACAUUCUGAUUGCUGACUUCCCUAAUAACAUUAUACACAUCAUUGAUCAGAACGGACAAUUCCUUCUGUACAUAGACAAAUGUGAAUUAUACAAACCAUUUUGUCUCAGUAUAGACAGCAAUGACAUAUUGUAUGUUGCUGAAACCCAAAGAGUGAAACGAAUUCAGUAUAUGGAAUAAAUUAUCAAUGUGUUUAUUCAACCAAUGAACUGAAGUGAAAAAAAAACAAUUAUAAACCUUAAAGAAGGAAAUACUAGGAAAGUAAUUCUCCAGGAAAUCUAUGAGUACUUGGGGGAUACAAUAUUUACUGAAUCUAGAGUGAAGUUCCCCGUAGCAAGAUCGAUUUAACUUAUUAGCUCACGUGAGCCGAAGGCUCACGUGAGCUUUUCUG